This is a messenger RNA of Musa acuminata AAA Group (dessert banana), 675 nucleotides long. RefSeq names its product dolichol-phosphate mannose synthase subunit 2-like. Bases 210 to 458 code for a protein of 82 amino acids. Lineage: Eukaryota; Viridiplantae; Streptophyta; Magnoliopsida; Zingiberales; Musaceae. Gene Ontology annotation, cellular component: endoplasmic reticulum membrane; dolichol-phosphate-mannose synthase complex. Gene Ontology annotation, biological process: GPI anchor biosynthetic process. The transcript is spliced from 2 exons. Gene Ontology annotation, molecular function: enzyme regulator activity. The record is from RefSeq and is a predicted model, not a curated record.
CCCUCUUCUACCUCUAACUCCGGACGCCUCCGCCGAUAUCUUCGGGCACUCGAGAGUAUCUCCUCUCCCAGCGAUUCUUGUUGUUCUGUUUCGAUCUUGUUCGGACUUACGCUGUUGGAGUUUCUCAAGAUCACGCAGUUUUCGAUCCAAAAUCCGACCUUUUCGCAUCGAAGGUUGGGGGUCGAAGCGGGGAAUUGACGGAAGCAACGAUGGAAUUGGCGGACAAGGCGGUCGGAUUCUUGCUGUCGGCCGUCAGCCUCUCUAUCUUCAGCUAUUACACUUUCUGGGUCAUCAUUCUGCCAUUUGUGGAGAAGGAUCACUUUGUGCAUGGGUAUUUCCUUCCCCAGGAGUAUGCCAUCUUGAUACCCGUGUUUGCUGGUGUUGCGCUCCUCAGUUUCUUGUGUGUGUUUGUUGGGUAUGUGACGAUCAAGUCUAACAAGAAGAAGAAAUCCGCUUGAUAGCAGAACAUCGUUUCGGAUCCGUGAUAUCACGAACAAAAUUCUGACUUGAAGCCGGAAGAUUGAUUAGUGGGGGAUGUCCUUUCUUUGGUGGUCAUUUUUCUCAUCCUUUUCACCAUCUUUUUCUAUCUUUUAUUUGUGUUUGUUUCAGUUAGACACCUUUAUGUUAUCUUUUGAUCUCUAACUGCAAAUGAUUAUAAUAUAUACAUUUGUGUUA